Messenger RNA from Megalopta genalis, 1259 nucleotides. NCBI's taxonomy places the organism in Eukaryota, Metazoa, Arthropoda, Insecta, Hymenoptera, Halictidae. The record is from RefSeq and is a predicted model, not a curated record.
GCUACAAAUUACACAUCUGCGUCUUCUGUAUACACUAUAUGCAGCGCUCGGCGCGAAAGGGUUAAAGUAUAUGUCACAAGAAGUCAAUUAUUAUGUGUAAAAUCUUUUGUUAUUACAGACAACUUAAAUUUUUGAAAAUAAUUUAUUCAAAGAUAUCAGUCUGUACCGUUACUCAGGUAAAUAUUUUCUGUUUACAGAACAAUAAUCUCUGUUAAGGUACAUUUAUCAACAGUGUGUAUGUGUAUUUGAUAAUUGUUGAAAUGUAAUCGAAUGCACUAUAUCUCAUUACGUAUACAUAUUACAUUUAACAAUAAUUUUGUCGACAAUGAAUUGGUACACACAAAUAUUACACAAACGCAUAUGUCAAUGUUGUCCUCGCACUCACCUCAAUGUUUCGCAUCGCGUGAAAUGCGGUAAAUACCAACAUGAAACCCCAACUCAGUAACAUCACAUUUAUAAAAUUCCUAUUUAAUCUCAUGUCGGUUACGUUAAAUAAAAUAUUUCCAAUCGAGAAAUAAAUGAAGAAACUUAGAAGUUUCUCGCGCGCACGUUUUGAAGUUUCACAGUUGAAAACCGUAUGUGUCUAGUUAACAGAUGGUGGCUGUAUGACAGUAAAGAAAAACCACAAAUGAUAUUAUCGUAUCUAUGAUGUGUAGCAACGUGUAGCAGGAGCUAGGAUAACGAUCAACGCGAUGAUAGUCAUAAAUGUUCAUGCGCGGUAUAUGGUCAAACUCCUUGAAAAGCAAGUGAAGGACGCGAUGGAUAUCAUAGCUGCGAUACUACUGACUGAACAAUAGCAUCACGGUUUCGAUUAUCACAAUUAGCGCAAUGUAUGCUUUUGAAUAUCUAGGUAACACUGCCAUGUUUUUGUGAUCACUCCAUUGAAACACUGAUGGAAGCAUUGAAAUUAAAUUUUCGUGGCUCACCAAAAGGGCCAGCAGCAACUGGUAAAACUGAGACGACGAAGGAUUUAGCGAAAGCUGUGGCCAAGCAGUGUGUGGUAUGCAAUUGCUCGAAUGGUCUGGACUACAAGAAUGGCGUGAAGAUGACCAAUGAGAUGACCAAUCAUUCACCCAACUUUAUUUUAUACAUUUUACUUUUGACAAUGGUUAGUGAAUCUCACUGGAUUAAAAGGGGAGUAGCAUCUUUAUGUCAACUUGACGAUUGAUAGCUCUAUAUUUAUAUGAGAAUUAAGGAGUGCCAAAUAAAUAGGAAAACACAAUAAAAAUUUUUCGAAUAAUAUAAUUGAUAUUGUGACA